Molecule: messenger RNA, 1500 nt
Organism: Guillardia theta CCMP2712
Lineage: Eukaryota; Cryptophyceae; Pyrenomonadales; Geminigeraceae
Exons: 13
Coding region: 1-1500 (499 amino acids)
Molecular function (GO): oxidoreductase activity
Source: RefSeq, a predicted model, not a curated record
AUGGCUUCGACGUCCUUCCACGCGAAUUUCGUCAUCGUCGGAGGUGGAAUCAGCGGAGUGACGUGCUGCCAGGAGUUGUCGCGGAUUGCGGGGGAUUCAAAGAUCGCUCUCGUAGCUGGGUGUGGGUUGCUCAAAGGAGCAUCAAAUGUGGUGAAGCUUUCGCGGCACUUGAACAUGUUCGAGAUCGUUGAGCAGCCACUCGAUUCCUUGAACAGCUCAAACACCUUGGUGUUGUCCUCGAAGGCGAAAGAUCUUGACGUGGAGGGAAAGAAGAUCAAUCUCAGCGACGGGUCGCUCCUCUCCUUCGACAAACUUUGCAUCUGCACUGGGGCGAGACCGAAGGUUUUGUCUUCGCACCCUCGCGUGCUGAGCUUGCGAGACACGGAGAGCGCAAAAUACCUUCAGUCUCGCGUGAAAAGGGCUAGGAGGGUCAUGGUCGCAGGGAACGGAGGGAUCGCGAUGGAGCUGGUCCACGAGAUAAGGGAUUGCGAGGUAGUCUGGGCCGUCCGUGACGGACACAUCGGAAACGCCUUUUUCGACGAGGAGGCCGGUCGAUGGAUGUUCCCCACCCUCGCCGACCGGCUCGUCGACGAACUUUCCUCCCUCAACCACCUCCCCCUCCCACAAUCUGUGGAGGAUGAGGCAAGCGCUGCUCGGGCGGAGAGCGGCGUGCGGGAGAGGGGCAGCUCCCUGGGCCCUCAGUGGCAGACGGGAGCCUUCGGCGUCGACUAUAGGGUGCAGGAGCCUCGGAUCAAAGCUGGGCUGGGGACUCUCAAGGGAUCGCUGUCUGAGGCUUCCCCGGUCUUUGUCAAGUUCGGGUGUGAGGUUGUCUCGGUGGAGGGUAACGAGCAGGAUCAGCACGGGUGGCCCCUUAUGGUCUCGCUCUCUUCCGGUGAAAUUGUUGGAUGCGAUUAUCUCAUCUCAGCCAUCGGAGUCGUUCCCAACUCAGAACUCGUCAAGAACUCGGGCGUGAUUGCACUGGAUGCCAACGACGCUAUCGUGGUUGGUUCAGAUAUGGCAUCAUCAGUCAAGCACGUGUUCGCUGCAGGAGAUGUCUGCUCCGUCCAGCUGCCCCCCGACAGUCAGGAUGCAGGAGGAGGUUCCUCUUGGUUCCAGAUGAGAUUGUGGAGCCAAGCACAACAGCAGGGCUUGUGGGCAGCUCAGUGCAUGCUCGGAAACGCUGAUCCUCUGCGAUCUCCCUUCGACCUGUUCGCGCACGCGACUUACUUCUUCGGCUACAAGGUUGUCCUGCUCGGGAGGUACAAUGGGCAAGCGCUGAACCAUGACUCUCCAAGUUUCAAAAUGCUGAAGCGAGAGGAAGCGGGCAAGGAGUUCAUCCGGGUGAUCCUCUACGAGGGGAAGAUUGAAGGCGCCGUGCUACUUGGCGAGACCGACCUUGAGGAGACCUUCGAGAACCUGAUCCUCAACCGAUUAGACGUCAGCUUUCUCGGCGACAGAUUGCUUGACCCCAGCCUGGACCUUGAGGACUUCUUUGACUAA